Physella acuta is the source of this 975-nucleotide messenger RNA. RefSeq names its product protein N-lysine methyltransferase METTL21A. Gene Ontology annotation, cellular component: cytosol; protein-containing complex. The record is from RefSeq and is a predicted model, not a curated record. Lineage: Eukaryota; Metazoa; Mollusca; Gastropoda; Physidae.
UCCAAUACAAAACUGAUUCGUUUCAAUGCCUUAUUUUCAACCGAGCACUUCCACACUAGACUUAUUUAUUUAGACCUAGAGAGAGUCUAGAUCUUGACUAGACUUGUUUUGCUUUUGUUGUGUGUGUGUCAUCUUCAUAGCUACUCAGCUGAAUCUGAUGAAACUGGAGUCUGUCAUGAACACAAAAACAAUUUUUGUUGCAACUUAAAUUACUAUUUUGUUUCUAAACAUUGCAAUAGUGGAAUAAAAACAGGAUCAGACUGGUGAAAGGUGCUGGAAGAUACAAAUCAGAUGGCUUUACAAGGCCAAGGGAUCACAACUUCUUUAGCAAUUGUUCCUUAUGAAGAAAAAAACAUUUUACCUCAUGAAAAAUCAAGCCGCCACUUCAAAAUUGCUGACCAAGACUUCUUGAUAGAACAAGAUUGGCAAGGUCUUGGAGUGGCAGCAGUAGUGUGGGAUUCGGCAAUAGUUCUUGCAGAGUACCUCUCUAAAAAUCAACAUUUGGUAGAGGGGAAGAAAGUUUUAGAGCUGGGGGCAGGAACAGGGCUAACAGGACUGGUAGCAGCUGCUUUAGGUGCUGAAGUUGUGGUCACUGAGAGAGAUGUAGCUAUGAACCAUUUAUCAGCAACCAUUGAAAAAAACACAGUCAACAAAUCAUGGAAAAUAUCAGCUCAAGUUUUAGACUGGACAGAAGAGGUGGACGCUCAGAGGUUUAGUGAUUUGGAUGUUAUUUUAGGAGCAGAUAUCAUCUAUAUUGAAGACACAUUUCAAGAUUUGCUGAGGACUAUUAAUUCUCUUUCUUCCAGUGGCAAAGUUUUAAUUCUUCUAUCAUGUAGGAUACGAUACGACAGGGACACAAACUUUCUCAGCAUGCUGUCUCAACAGUUUGACAUUGAGGAAGUUUUGUUGGAUAAAGAUAAAAAAAUUAAAAUAUUCUCUGUAAAGAGAAAAAUGUACUAGUCACAUAUUGUUGUU